This is a messenger RNA of Porites evermanni, 6688 nucleotides long. Lineage: Eukaryota; Metazoa; Cnidaria; Anthozoa; Scleractinia; Poritidae. The record is from the annotation of a GenBank genome assembly.
AUGUUUAAGUAUUGUUGUUAUAUUUUUAGCAAAAGGUCAGGACAAUUCAAAUCCAGCGCUUAUGAGAAUUCCACUUGGAUUGUGGAAACUCUUUUGAAAGAUUACGACAGGAGAAUUAGACCUGGAGUGAAAGGUAACUUUAAUUUCUGUUUGAGAGAAGGCAUCACUAACGACCAAGCUUAUGCCGAAAAAAUAGGAAUAUUCCACCUAACACUGAAGACUACCAUCCCAAUUCACUAGAAAACUGUGACAUCAGCAAGGUGUUAAAAUAUCUAAACCCCUUCACAAGCGUAUCACCACUUCGUACGGCCGGUUAACUCUUCAGCCUCUAUUUUUAGAUUUAUUUUUCGCCCCUCAGUUUAUCAAAGCAAGGAUGGAAGAUUUGACACCAUGGUGGAUCGCUCAAGCUCUUGUCAAGCAAAGAACUGGCGGGAGCUUUUGAGCCUUCAUCUAUAAGAUUUAAUCGCCAUCCUGAAUUAUCCGGACGCUCGUCUGUCUCCUACGGAAAGGCCUGUUUGUACCUCUUGGGGAAGGGAUGGAGUUUCUCCACUCCCACUCACUAACGUUUCCUACCAGGGUUUCUUUUGAAAACCAAAGGAGGGAGGAACGUUUAUUGACCCUCUAAAGCACUCCAUUUAAUUUGAUGAACAUUGUCAAUUUUUAUCCAUUUAUUUCUUUUUUUCUCGUUAAUUUAGGUUCUCCUCAAGAGGUCCGUGUUGAUAUGUAUGUUGCUAACAUUUGGGCAAUGGAAGAAGUUAAGAUGGUAACAAUAAUUUAAUAGUCUAUGAUUUUCACCCACCCUCUGGUCGCGGGAAGGUUCCGCCUCAGAGCCAUUUUGGCCAAUUCAGUAGAAAGAACUAUAAUUACAUUUUCAGAACUAUUACUCUGUAUUCAUAAAAUCUUAUAUACUGAAUAUAUUGCUUCAUCAAAAGUAAUCCGCGGUCAUGCGUUCUUCCCUUAGUUCAGUUGUUGUUGUUAUUGUUGUUUUUGUUGCUUGUUUUCAGUGUUGCUGUUGCUCGUGUUGUCUUUUCUAUCACUGGAAGUAAAAUACCUCAAACACACUCUAGUCCUUCACUGUUUCCAGUGCUCAUAUAGUACACGUUGUUGAUCGCAAAAAAUUCUGCUUAAGCAUUGUCUUCAAUUUCUCUUCGGACAGUUUUUAUACCCAGGAGAAACUGAAAACAAUUUUUAUGGGCGAGGUAAACAAGGUGUUUUUUGGGCAAUGUCAGAAUGGUAGACUGAACCAUUAGCCUUUCAAUGCAUUUAUGAAAUAUCCCGCAAACUAACUAAGUGAUCAAGAAGGCUAAAUAGUGUAUUAUGUGUUUCUGCUCUAUGUUUUAAAACGGUUGUUGUGACGGCUUGCAGGAUUUUACGAUCGACAUAUACCUACGCCAGUAUUGGACAGACGAACGGUUGGCGUUUGGUCAUCUGACCUCGGACCCUAUUUUGACCCUGAGUAGUAAUAUCAAUAAACAGAUCUGGAUCCCGAGUACGUACUUCUUAAGGACCAAGAGGGCUUACAUGCACGAUGUGACCACAGAAAACUAUCUCUUACAGAUCUGGCCGAAUGGAAGUAUCUUCUACAGUAUAAGGUAAGAAAUAUCAGUUUUUGAAAAGGGCUGCUCCCUCCGGCAAAAGGCCAUUCACACAAUAUCAUACCAAUUCGAAGCGAAACGUUUUACAAAAUUAACGGUUCACGUUUGCUUCGUAAGCUCAUUAGGUAGUUUAAGUUUAAUGAUUCUUUAUUACAGUCAGUCAUAUGUAAAAGGUGGCCCGAUAGUAGCAGGGGAAAACUGAAUUCCCAUUCCAGGGCUACUCUCCAUUUAUCAAUGUAAACCGGCUUGUAUAUGCACACAUUAAUAUUAAAAAUAUGAUAAAAUUAUAAUAAUAAUAAUAAUAAUAAUAAUAAUAAUAAUAAUAAUAAUAAUAAUAAUAAUAAUACUACUACUACUAAUAAUAAUGAUAAUAAUAAUCAAAUAAAAUUGAUAAAAAUACACUAGUACACCGUGGGUAUGACUAUCGAUACUUAUUACUUUGAGCGCAAAUUAACUUUUUAAAAAAGGAGGCUAAGGGGAGAUAGAUUUGUCAUUGAAACAACAACAAAAAAGAACAAUGCAAGCAUGUAAGCCCAGAAGAAGCAAAGUAAACUGUUGUAGACAUAAAUGCAACUUUGAUGAUGACGUUACUGAUUCAUUACUAUUAGACAUCCCCUUGCAGUUAACAUUCUUUUAGCAAACACUUUUCCCAGGUUAAAAUAGACCUUUUUACCGAUACGGCGGCCAUAUUGAAUAAAUUCGAUUUAAGGAGUAUUAUAGGAUGCCCAGGGGGCAUGAGCACAUUUCGUUUAUAUUUUUGAGCGCUUUUCGGGACAUUUUUUCUUAAAGCUUUCUUAGAAUAAGAUUGUAAUGGGAAAAAAGAUCCUUGAGCCGUGUUUGGAUGUAAUAAUGAUCGCCUUUUUCCCGAGAAAUAUACAGNAUCAAAUAAAAUUGAUAAAAAUACACUAGUACACCGUGGGUAUGACUAUCGAUACUUAUUACUUUGAGCGCAAAUUAACUUUUUAAAAAAGGAGGCUAAGGGGAGAUAGAUUUGUCAUUGAAACAACAACAAAAAAGAACAAUGCAAGCAUGUAAGCCCAGAAGAAGCAAAGUAAACUGUUGUAGACAUAAAUGCAACUUUGAUGAUGACGUUACUGAUUCAUUACUAUUAGACAUCCCCUUGCAGUUAACAUUCUUUUAGCAAACACUUUUCCCAGGUUAAAAUAGACCUUUUUACCGAUACGGCGGCCAUAUUGAAUAAAUUCGAUUUAAGGAGUAUUAUAGGAUGCCCAGGGGGCAUGAGCACAUUUCGUUUAUAUUUUUGAGCGCUUUUCGGGACAUUUUUUCUUAAAGCUUUCUUAGAAUAAGAUUGUAAUGGGAAAAAAGAUCCUUGAGCCGUGUUUGGAUGUAAUAAUGAUCGCCUUUUUCCCGAGAAAUAUACAGUGAAAGACCAUUUUUCUAAUACUAAACUAGAAAAAGGCGAUCAUUAUUACAAUAUUAUAUUAAGGUCUAUUAAACAAACGUAAGGUCACGCCAAUAGUUCUAGCAUUCACAAGGCUUAUCCUUCCUUUCAGAUUGACUAUAACAAUGUCAUGUAAACUGAAUUUGCGUCGAUUCCCUCAUGAUAUCCAGAAGUGUACGUUGGAAUUGGAGAGUUGUAAGUCGACAUUUAUGACUGUAUUUGACUUAAUGUCGUUAAGUCUAUCCUAUCUUAAUUCCCCCUUCCAUUGUCAUGAACGGGUUACAGCGACAACUCGAUUUCACAAAGGGCCAAGGGAGUGGCAAAAUUUGUUCGCUAUAACGAAGCUUCGUUAUAUCGAGGUUCUUUUCCAUAUAUUUUACAUCGUUCGUUACAACGAGGACUUCAUUAUCUAGAGGUUCGUUAUAUCGAGGUUCCUCUGUGUUAUAUUUAAUGCAUUGAAAAGUAGACCAUUUAAGCUGAACCGGGAAUCAUUAAAAAGGACCAAAUGCUCCCCUUCAGUGAAGACAAUAAUGACCCGCUGGUUCUUAAACGAUUGAAUAAUUAAAAAAUAAGGCAGAAAAACGCUAUGAUAACUACUACACAAGGACAAAAGCGGAGUAGACGUACAAGUAAAAUGUUGCAUGAUUUUCUUACUUGUAAUAAGAAAAUAAGGAUUUGACUGUUUAAAUAUGUCCGGCUGAAGUUUGUUCACUUAUUCAUAAAAUGUUUGUGCAGUAACAGUUCUGUUUUUAUUAGAUGGUUACCAGACAACAGACUUGUUGUACAAAUGGAAUCCACGAGACGAUAAUACAUCUGCAAUAUACGUUAACAAGGAAGUGGAACUUCCUCAGUUCGAGUUAGCUGGUGUUGAGAAAACCUCGGAUAUCAACGAAUACAAUAUAGGUAAACACACUUAAAUCAUUUUUUUGCAUGAAAUUAUUGCUUUUAUAACACAACAAUGCGCAACAAAAAGCAAGCCAGAAGAAAAUAAACUAAGAAAUCACGAUCUGUUUUGGCAGGGACAAGUUAGCUGGAAAGAACACCUUAGAGUGAUUUGUUAAAAAAACUAUUGAGGACAUAGCUCUUCAAAAUGGGAAAUCUUUACAGACGUUUGUAUGGUGGUGUUUAGGGGGGCGAGGGGGGGAAGGGGGGGGGUGAGGGGGGGGAAGGUUAGGGCAGUUCGGGCCCCCCCCCAUACAAACGCCAAUAAAAUUUGCGGGACUUUGUGGAGCAAUACUAAUUUUGUAAUUUUAAGGUGCUUUUUCUCUCAGUGUCGAUGGUUAUUCGCUAACUUUUUUAUAACUUAAAAAAACCCGUGGAAGGGUCUAGUUUCCGUCGCUGUUUGCGGUUUAGUGUUUCUCUUGCCUGAUUGGCUUUGCGUGACUUUGUGGAGCAAUACUAAUUUUCUAAUUUUAAGGUGCUUUUUCUCUCAGUGUCGAUGGUUAUUCGCUAACUUUUUUAUAACUUAAAAAAACCCGUGGAAGGGUCUAGUUUCCGUCGCUGUUUGCGGUUUAGUGUUUCUCUUGCCUGAUUGGCUUUCCCCUUGCAACACAAUAGCAUUCCAGAAAAAAAUGUACACAAUGUCGCUAGUUUUACAAUAUGUGAUGGUGGGAGCUUGGAAGAGUAACUAGUAUGAGUUUAAUAACAGCGAUCCAGCAGAAGGCAAAGAGGCAAGUUUGGUUUUGAAUUCGAAAAGCGAUUGUGCUGUUUUUGCCUCGCAAGAAAGAUUAUUCCCGAGCAUUGCACCACUGUACGUAAAACUCCGUAUAUUAAAAAUUUUCGUUUAAAUAACCGGCCCCGUUUGACGUCAUUUCUAUGGUCGAUAAGAGUACACAAAACAAAAUGCACCACCAGGACGUCAUAUCUGUGGUCUGUUCUGUUUUCGAACAUAGUUCUCCACCAAUCAGUGCGCGAGAAAUCGCUCAGUUAUUGUAAAACUUUGUUUGCCACUCUAGGUAAUCACUCCUCUUUGAUCGCCAUUUUUAAGAUGAAGCGCAGGAUUGGUUACUUUUUGAUUGAUACCUACGUUCCGUCUACCAUCAUCGUCAUCAUCAGCUGGAUUUCAUUCUGGAUAAACCCCGAUACUGCGCCUGCGCGAGUGGCUCUGGGAAUUACAACAGUUCUCACGAUGACGACACUCAUUUCCAGUGCUCGCGCCUCGCUUCCAAAAGUGAGCUACGUAAAAGCGAUAGACUGGUACCUACUGUUCUGUCUGAUAUUUGUAUUUGGUUCCAUUAUGGAGUACACUUUUGUAGCUUUCAUCAUAAACAUCAAAAAUAAGACCAAGAUUGCGGCUGUACCGAACAGAGAAUCAACCGCUAGCUCCAAGGUGAGAGUAUAGAAAUUUAUAGUUGUGAUCAAUGCGAUCGCCAUCAUUUAUCAUAAUCUCAUUUACAACACUCAAAAUGAACUUUGAGGCAAAAACUAACACGAGUCCACUAGACCUGUGGUCGUUAGGGAUGACAACUAUUGAGAAAUAGACGAACUCUCUCAACUUUGUUAAACGCCCAGGUAUAAUGUUCGACGACUCACCCACCCUACCCUAGUGCUGAAAAUGUUUGGUUCAGUACAACAGGUAGCCUAGAUUACAGGCUUAUUUUUAGGCGAGCGAAAGCUCCUUGUUUAUGUUCGUAAUACCGUGGUCGCCUUCUCUAAUUUUAUCACCACUGAGGAAGAACUGGGAAAAGUAGAAAUAUCGGCUCUUCGGUUUGGCGUUACGGCGAUAGAAGGAGACAGGGAGUGGGGGGUAAGGGAAAAAAUUCUUUUCCCUCUCUUCGCCCUCUCCCUCUUUCACUUCGACUCGCCCCAAUGUGUUCGCCCUUUUGCAAUUCAUUAUGGCGAUUUCAACAUGGCUAUUAUGCGAACGAAAACACUCGCACACCCUGCAAAACGUCUGCAACGGAGGUAUACAACAGGCAAAGAAGAUUUUCCUCUUAGCGUGCGCGCUCAGUGAUUAGUGGUACUGUGAGAGAAUACCACUCUCACAUCUCAGUCUUCGUCAUUAAUAAUUGAAGGCCGCGUGAAGACGAGUUUGGCUCAUUGCCAUUCAAGCUUUCAUAGAAUUUUUAACCCCUAAAAAAAUUAAACUUAAGGAAAGCGCUUUUAUUAAAUUAGUCCAUUUACAUUUUAGUCUUACAUUUUAGGCAACUAAUUUUUUUUUUUUUUAGAAAUUAGUCCUUUAACAGUUGAAUCGUUUUACAAGUAAUAUCAAUUUCGAUAUUUUAAGCAUUUAUUGUAAUAUUAUAAUAAUUAAAACAUUUAGUAUAAAGCGCCGAUUUGGCAUAUUAAAAAUGGAAAUGGCGCCAUUAAAUAAAUUAUUAUUAUCAAUUAUUAUUAUCCACUUACCAUUUUUAAGACUUUGGGUUAAUUUAUCUUUUAUUAUUAUUGUUAUUUAUUUGUUUUAUUACUUUUCAUUGUUCAUAAAUAGGAGGAAAAGAGAGAGUUUUUUUCGUUUUUUGGUUCAAAGUGUUCUCCACGACGAGGUACAACCCUGAAGAGAGUAUUCAGCCCUGCAACAGAAAACGAUUCACUUGAUGUCGAAAUGAAAGUAUUUACAGAGAAAAUGGAGGAGGAAAAAAGCUGGUAUCAUAUCACUGAUCCACUGAUUAUUGACAAAUGCUCUCGCUUUGGAUUUCCUCUGACUUUUUUUGCAUUCAAUUGCAUCUAUUGGCUAGUUUAUGGGAACUUUUAA